AUGGACUACCGCACCGGCGCUACCUUUGUGCCUGGCGGGGAUGACUCCUACUACCUGCCAGAGCUGAUUCAACCCACUCCAAACCGGGUGCAUGAGCUUCCGAACAAUAUGCAAUAUAAUGUUGCCCAAAUGGAACAGGCUGCCUCAGAUCCCUAUUCGGCCUCGUCGGCCUACUCUGCCUCUGUGUAUUCUCCCCAAUCAGCUGUACACCAGUCCGGGGUGAACAGCUGGACGGCUCCGCAACCACAUCAUGCUCAACACCAGGGAUACGGGCAAAAUGUGCCUACAAACAAUCAUAACCAAGGAGCUCCUCCGCAAGCCAAUAAUUUCCCUCCGAGAUCCACCUCAAUGGCGCAAGUGCCCGAACAACCGAACUUCUCCCCAUUCCCUGUCCUACACAACCCCCCACCAAAUGUCCCCCCAACCGACGAGCAGAAAGAGGCCACCUUAGAAGCCGCAAGAGCCGCCGUGCUGAGCUGCAAUGAUCCUGACACUCAGCUGACGUGGGCACAGGAUGCGUUGGCGUAUGUGGAGGUUGCUCAGCAGAACGAGGCAAGGAUAGCCCUAGCACAAACACCGAGGUCGAGGACACCUCGGAUUGAACAUGUUUUGAAGGAAGAUGCACUCAAAAUCGUCAGUUUCCUGGCUGAUCAGCAUCACCCUAGAGCGGAGUUCAUGAGGGGCAUGUGGCUCGAGUUUGGCAAAUUCGGGCACAGAGUCGACAAGAAGGAAGCCUUCUACUGCUACACUAGAGCUUCGGAGAAAGGAUACAUACGAGCCGACUAUCGCAUCGGCAUGCAGUUCGAAUCCUCAAAUGACGCGUUGAAGGCCAUCAAGUACUACCAGAAAGGCGCGGAGGCAGGAGAUUCAGCUGCCUGCUAUAGGCUGGGUAUGAUGACACUUCUCGGUCAACAUGGUCAGGUGCAAGACUAUGAGCGUGGUCUGAACCUCAUCUAUAUGGCCGCUCAGACUGCAGAUGAAAAUGCCCCACAAGGGGCCUAUAUCUUCGGCAUGCUCCAGGCUCAACAGAUGCCCCAAAUUCAAGUUCCCGACCAGUAUCUGCCCAGGGACAUUCCGGGAGCGAAAAUCAACAUCGAAAAGGCUGCUUACCUCGGAUUUGCGAAGGCACAAAUAAAGAUGGGCUCGGCAUACGAACUUGCCGAGCUCGGCUGUCCCUUUGACCCGGCCUUAUCCCUGCAUUACAACGUUCUUGCCGCGAGGCAGGGUGAACCAGAAGCGGAACUGGCAAUCAGCAAAUGGAUGCUCUGCGGUCAUGAGGGCCUCUUUGAGAAAAACGAGGAGCUGGCCUUCACAUAUGCUCAACGAGCGGCACUUGCAGGCUUUCCUACCGCACAGUUCGCCAUGGGCUAUUACUACGAGGUUGGCAUCUACGUUCCUGUCAAUUUUGAGCAAGCCAAAGAGUGGUAUCGAAAAGCGUCACAAAACGGGAACACUGACGCAACUGGGAGAAUUGAUGCUAUCUCAAGGUCGAAGACCUUAUCGAGAAAAGAUCAUGAAAGCAUCGCUCUAAAGAAGAUUCGACAGCAGCGGGGCUCAAUCAUAGGCGGAAGUGAGGUGCCGCCAGUUCCCACAAUGCCCACCCUCUCGGAAGAGAACGAGUCUCUUGAAAUGCCUGAUCCAUCGCGGAUGUCUCUGAACAAUCAGAGGCCGCCGCCAGCUAGACCGGGAAGUGCGGCACCAUAUCCCACUGGCCCAGCCAAUAUGCCAGCCCUGAACCAAGGUCCGGAUUUCCGGCCGACCUCAGCCUUCGGUAUAAAUCCCAAUCUCCGACCUCAGUCCGCCGCGAACACGGGAGGUCCAAGACCUGAUCACUAUGGUUCUCUGCCCAACACAGUUCAUCAACAGCGUCCAUAUUCUAAUCCUCCUCCUGGCCAAGCUUAUGGUGCGCCGGGUUAUGGUCGUGGAGGGCGCGUGCCAUCGGGACCUCCACCUCAAGGGCAAGGAGUUCCGAGCAACCGACCACCGGCAAGGCCAGGUACAGCUUCGCCAUAUCUCGGGUCCGGGCCCCGUCCCGGAGCACCAGGCACUUCACCUCCGGCGAAGCUCGAUAUUGGCUAUUCUGCUCCACUUGAACCAGAAAGAAGACGACCGGUACAGCAACCAAACGGACCAUCUCCAUCCAAUCCUAACAAUCCUCCUCGAGGAUCUCCCAGACCACAACAAGGCCCUCCUUCACAAAACCGGCCGGGUCCGCAAGAUUCACGUCCCGGAGCGGGCCCGAACUCAGGCGGAUACGGAGGCAUGCCUAACGCAAACCCUCGACCUCCAAUUAAAGUGCAAGUCCCGCCCAACGUGAAGCCAGUCAACAUGACCCCUUCAAGGCCUGAUUCCAGUGCGCCGAUCGGUGGAGCUCCGCCAUCAAAGCCAGCUCCGGUACCUGCGAACGCGGCACCAGUGCGACCACCGGGCAAAGGCCCAAAGACGUUUGAUGAGAUGGGCGUCCCUGCUGGGAAGGACAAGAGUGAAUGCGCUGUUAUGUGA
Molecule: messenger RNA, 2502 nt
Organism: Cladophialophora carrionii CBS 160.54
Lineage: Eukaryota; Fungi; Ascomycota; Eurotiomycetes; Chaetothyriales; Herpotrichiellaceae
Exons: 3
Coding region: 1-2502 (833 amino acids)
Molecular function (GO): protein binding
Source: RefSeq, a predicted model, not a curated record